AUGAAGGUCUCAAGCUCUGUGGCCGUUGUUUCGCUACUGUCGCUGGCCGACCAUGUCCAGUCGGCUAUUACGCUGCCGCUCAAGCCUCUCGACAAGAAGAUUGGCUCCAUGAUCAAGCAGUCCACCAAGACCAAGGCCGAUGGACAGGGCACCAUCACUGUGCCCGUCAAGGAUUGGAUCAAGCACACUGCUGAUCUCCAGUGGUACACCGAAGUGGAAGUUGGAACACCCCCUCAGAAAUUCAACGUCAUUUUCGACACUGGCUCCUAUGACAUGUUCAUUGCCAACAAGAACUGCACCGGUGCUGGCGAGACAACGCGCCUCUUUGACCCCGAUCAGUCCAGCACAUUUGACCAGCAACCCAACCAACCUCAACACUUUGGGUACGGAACCGGUGUCGAUUCCAUCCCGCUCCAGUACGACGGCGAGGGAUCUAGCGGAGCCAUUGUGACGGACAAGGUCGGCAUUGCCGGCCACGCUGUCGACCAGCAGCAGUUCCUCCUCUGCGACGAGUACCCCGAGUUCAUGGACAAUGUCCCCUUUGACGGCGUCAUGGGCAUCGGCGUCGAGGGCGCGACCGGCCUGCCCAGCGGCAGCCCGUGGUACUGGGCGCUGUACGCGAGCGGCCAGCUCGACGGGCCCGAGUUCUCGUUGUACUAUCCCGCCGGCAAGGAGGACGGCGCCGAGAUGACGCUCGGCGGCACCAACCCGGCGCGCUACACGGGCGACAUUCACAAGGUCAAGCUCCACAACACUGGCAACUUUGUCGUCGACCAGCCCGCUCUCGCCAUCAACGGCAAGCCGCUCGCCAUUGCCGCUAACAAGCGGACCAUCCUCGACUCCGGCACGGCCUACUUUGCGGGGCCCAGCAAGAUUGUGUCGGCCUUUUACAAGGCCGUCUCACCCAAGAUCAAGCAGCUCAACCACGAGGCCUGGGGCGUCGAGUGCGACGUGAUCGACUCGCUCGCCGUCGACAUUACCUUUACCUUUGGCUCGGGCGCCGAGACGUUCAACGCCACCAUGCCCAAGGAGUCGUUCAACCUCGGCCCCUACGAGGGCAAGCCCGGCAUCUGCCAGACCGUCUUCAGCACCAUCGAUCUUGGCGGCAGCUUUCUGAUCGGUGCUCCUCUCCUGAAGCAGUACUACACUGUCUGGGAUGGCCACAACCUGGAGAUGGGAUUCGCCGAGCUCAAGAACUAG
Akanthomyces muscarius is the source of this 1200-nucleotide messenger RNA. RefSeq lists its product as uncharacterized. The transcript has 3 exons. The record is from RefSeq and is a predicted model, not a curated record. Gene Ontology annotation, biological process: proteolysis. The coding region runs from base 1 to 1200 and encodes 399 amino acids. Gene Ontology annotation, molecular function: aspartic-type endopeptidase activity. Gene Ontology annotation, cellular component: fungal-type vacuole. Lineage: Eukaryota; Fungi; Ascomycota; Sordariomycetes; Hypocreales; Cordycipitaceae.